AUGGCAAAGUCAAGAAGUGGCAGGUUACUGACCUGCUUCUACUGUGGAAAACGCUCCUCUACAAGGUAUGACGGCUUGAUUCGCGAGUUCCUUUGCCUUCAUUGCGACGCAAACAACUAUUUGGAUGAGGCAAGUCACCCUAACGCGCAUUGCGCAACAACACGACCUCUAUCUAACGUUCUGCAGCGAGGAGACAUCACCGACCCUCCAGUGGCCAAAACGACAUCGGUGCCUGCAACGACGACAUAUGCAACAGCGCGAUCACAUUCCCCCGAUUUUGCAAGCCCGUCCCAAAGCAUCUUCUGCCCGACAUGCCUCAAGAACCAACACCUUUUUACCAGCUCUCUGGCGCAAUACCUUCCCGAGGACCCCGAUCACCCCGACUAUGCCGAAUUGGAAAAGAACAUGUACAAAUUCCGCCGGCGACUCGAGCAGCGAUACCCCCAGAUAUGCGCCCAAUGCGAGCCCAAGGUCCAAGCCCAGCUUGACCAAGCUGGUUACACGGCCAGGACCGACCAUCUACGGCGCAUGAUGGACAGGAGCAGGAAGAGCCGAGUCGCUCCUAAGCAAUUGACGUCGUUAGACAUGGCGGCAGUGGCCGGGAAGUGGCUCUGGUUUGGAGGAGUCGCGUUUCAAUACCUGUGGCAUGUCACCUGCUUGGCAGCCGUCUUUGCGAGACAGUCGGACGAAGGGCCGAUGCGAGAUCCCGAUGCCGAAGUGACAAUUGCCCGGAAGCUCUCCAUUGCCUUGACGCUGCUUCUCCCUAAGCCUGAGGUGUUGAUAUCUUGUAGCUUGUGGGCAAAUGCUGUCAGCGUCUGGUGGAAUCCCAAGUUCGUUCAGGUGUUCCGUGGCUUCUCUCGGCAUAUUCUGGGGCUCUCGCACUGGUACACAUUUCAGGGGUUGAUAUUGUUUACGAGAUUCCUGGCCAUGAGGAUGACCGAGCUCAAGGGGGGUCGCGCAGCUGAGGAGAGCGCCCAGAUCAGCCUACACGGCCUGAUGGCAGUUCUCAUGCUGGCGAUUUACAUCCUUGCUCAACGAUCUGUCCGUAUCGAUACGACGCCACUAUUCCGGACUAUCGGCACGCCUGUGGCAUCGCCUCCAAGGCCGCAGCAGCAGCAGCAACAACUAAAGCAUCGUGAAGAUGACAACAAGAAUAUGGCAACCCUUCUUGACGAUAUUUUGGCUGAGUCUAGCCCGCGGCCCGGAAGUCCCCCGAGUCCGACGAGUAUUGGCUCUGGCUCGCCGGCACUCUUUCAGCGGGAAUUACAGCAUCGAUCAAGCGCCCGUACUGCUGGCUUCGGGACGCCGCAGAAGCCAUCGCAGCCUCAAUACGCGGAAGAAAUGGACUGGUCUCCAACGCAAUCGAAACACCGCGCCUUCAACGAUUUCGGACCUCCGAAGGCGCCGAACCAGGUGUUUGGCCAACCUGAUCCAGGUCCGAAUUCUAGCCCUUUCUGGUACAAGGUGCCUCCAGCGCCCAUCACGCCGGCGCAGAAGCUUCGCAACGGCCCCAAGACUCUGGCAAAACCGGUCGAAAAGAAGUCUAUCUUUUCCAUCGGCAGCCCGAAUGCGUCCAGAACGAGCGCCUCAGCGGAUGACGCAAACAGAGGCGUAAGUAAAGUGGCCUUCGCGCAGCCCACGUUCUUUGCGCCUUCGGCAUCCAAUCCCACCGAUCCGCGCAGCUCCCUGGCCGACCUUCUCAACACGAGUUUCACGCUGAGCCAGGAUGAGCCCGAGGAGGGUGAGAACGGCGAAGCAGGGAACAACAGGUCCGAGACUGCCAACACUGGCCCAUUGGCGAGAACGGGCGGUCUACGCAACAACCGACUACUGGACGUUUUCACCUUGGCGAUCCUCCUGGGCGCAUGGCUCCACGCGACAUCUGGGUCAUACCCAUACAGCCGAGACGUGAUGUUUGGCGCCAUGCUGCUGAGCAUGGCCAUUGCAAUCCAUCUCACGGGCGACGCGAUCAAGGACAUGCGCAACGAGCAGACGCCCAGCUGGGCAUCCAUCAUUAACACGUCGCUGGGCAUCGGCGAGCUGGCAGUAUCAUGUCACUUUGCGCUCCAGAUUUACGGGAACCGCAUGCCGACGUCGAGCGUGCAAGGCGCCUCUGUCAUUGGCGCGAUGCUCGCGCAUGAGAUGUGGAAUGCGGCUUGUUAG
This is a messenger RNA of Colletotrichum higginsianum IMI 349063, 2163 nucleotides long. RefSeq lists its product as uncharacterized. Gene Ontology annotation, biological process: nuclear inner membrane organization. Lineage: Eukaryota; Fungi; Ascomycota; Sordariomycetes; Glomerellales; Glomerellaceae. Bases 1 to 2163 code for a protein of 720 amino acids. The transcript is spliced from 2 exons. Gene Ontology annotation, cellular component: chromosome, centromeric core domain; microtubule organizing center attachment site; mitotic spindle pole body. The record is from RefSeq and is a predicted model, not a curated record.